UGUAAGGCAGUUGUAUCUUGAAGAUGGAUCUUGUCGUGGUGUGUGCUCUUGUUGGAUUGGUGUGUGGAAAAUCAGUGGGAUCUCAUGUGGAUUUGGACUAUCAUAACCAUGUGGGUAUUCCUGCCGCGAAGCGGAUUAAAGCCCAUGAGUUGGAAAUGCACCAAAGUAUUAGGAUUUCAGGGGGAGCGCCGGCUAGGAUUGGACAAUAUCCGUUCUUUGGCGGUAUCCUAAUCACAAUGAUCGACGACACCCAAUCCGUCUGCGGGUCCACAUUACUCAGCAACACGCGAGCCGUCACCGCCGCUCACUGCUGGCGGACCACCUUCUCCCAAGCCAAGCUCUUCACCGUCAUCUAUGACUCCAUCUUUCUGUUCACCGGGGGCACCAGGGUUUCCACCAGCGACGUUGAAGUGCAUGAGGACUACAAUUCGACCACGAUUUAUAAUGAUAUUGCUAUCAUUAAGCAUGCCUGGGUAGAUUUCAACAGUGCCAUACAUUCCAUCCCCAUCGCCAUUGGUGAAGACUCCUAUGUCGGCCAGUGGGCUCAGGCAAUAGGCUUCGGCAGAACCAGUGAUAGUCCUAUCAUUCCGCACGACCGCUUCCUCUCACACGUGUUCGUGCAAGUGAUAAAAAAUGAGGAGUGCGAACUGACCUACGGUCCCGUUGUCAUUAACUCUACCCUCUGCGUGGCGACGACUGGGGGGAGGAGCACUUGUAAUGGGGACUCAGGAGGGCCGCUCGUUGUGGAUAAUAAGCUGAUCGGCGUGACGUCCUUCGGACACGCAGGGGACUGCACGCGCGGCUACCCGACUGGCUUCACGCGAGUCAACUGUUUUGCUGCCUGGAUCAAUGAUCGUCUCUAAUUAUAGCCACUGAAGUUUGCGGACUCACAAAACUUUUAAGAAUCUCUAAGAUCCGCAAAUAUAGUUUUAAGUGAUCUAAGAACUCUUAACUAUAAGUAUCAAUUUUUUUGUGUCUUGAAAAGAUGCAAAUUAUAAAUGUUUCCAAUAUUGCGAUUUUGUGUUACCUAUAUAAUUACUCUAAGUAGGUUGGUAGAAGCCACCAAUACCUUCUUCCUGACAAAGAAAAUACUUCCCUCCUUAAUCGUAUGAAAAGUCAUAAGAGUGGCAUAAAUAAAUAAAAACUAACUGUAGGUACCUACGCAUUAAUUAAUAAAAAUACUGUAACAUGACAAUAAUCAACAAUAAUAA
Cydia splendana is the source of this 1211-nucleotide messenger RNA. RefSeq names its product serine protease 1-like. The coding region runs from base 24 to 863 and encodes 279 amino acids. Lineage: Eukaryota; Metazoa; Arthropoda; Insecta; Lepidoptera; Tortricidae. Gene Ontology annotation, biological process: proteolysis. The transcript has 5 exons. Gene Ontology annotation, molecular function: serine-type endopeptidase activity. The record is from RefSeq and is a predicted model, not a curated record.